CCGACAACGAACGAUGCUCAAGUGGGCGGUCCUGGCGUUGGCGCUCGUUGCGACCCCCCAAAUCGAAGGAUGCACGGUGAUUGCUGUGGGCAAGAAAGCGACGGCAGAUGGAUCAGUCAUGGUGACCCACACCAACGACGCUGGCUUGAACCCAUCCGAUUUACGCAUGGUGCGCGUACCAGCCAUGAAUCACUCGGAAGGGUCCGUGCGUCAUGUGCACAACUUUCAGCGAAAUGGAUAUCCUCGCUUGGUAACAAUGGAUCGCGGUCCGUUGUAUGAGCCCGUGGGCGAUCAACCCGUGUCGAAAAUCAUCGGCCACAUCCCUCAAGUCCCGUACACACAUGGCUACUUUGAUCACGACUAUGGCAUGAUGAACGACGUCCAGUUGAGUAUUGCUGAAAGCACCUGCGCGGCAAAGACCGUGGGGUGGCCCAAGUCCCUGCAUUACGGUCACAACUUGUUUGGCAUUGAAGAGCUGUCGAAGAUUGCCCUCGAACGUUGCGACAGCGCUCGGUGUGCCAUCCAACUCAUGGGCGACUUGGCCGAGACCCAUGGCUUUUUCGGUGAAUAUGGAAAGAACCAACGCGCCAACUACGGGAGCUCGUCGGAAGCGCUGGGCAUUUCAGACAAGUAUGGCGAAUCUUGGAUUUUUCACAUCUUGACGGGGCCGAACAACAGCAGCGCUGUGUGGGCAGCGCAACGCGUGCCUGACGAUCACAUUGCUGUCGUCGCCAACUCGUUUGUCAUCCGCCAGCUCAACCUGGCCGACCCAGACAACUUUAUGGCGUCGUCCAAUGUCGAGUCGUUUGCAAAGGACAUGGGGUGGUGGGACCCAGCGUCGGGUCCGUUUGAUUUUGCCGCGGCGUAUUCGUGGGCGAAACCAGGCCCGACCAAGCCCCUGUACGGCGGACGUCGCAUCUGGCGCAUCUUCGACGUGUUUGCGCCGUCCAAAAAGUUUGACUCGACGCUGGGCCAGCAUCCCACCGUUGAAACGUAUCCAUUUUCUGUCGCGCCGGACGAGAAAGUGACGCCAAAGCGCCUGAUGGACAUGAUGCGCGACCAUUACGAAGGCACGCCGUACGACAUGACAAAGGAGACGGCGGCGGGUCCGUUUGGCAACCCAGUGCGAUACGGCGGGUCCAACAAAGGCGUGCAAGGCGGGUGGGAACGAUCGGUGUCGAUGCACCGAACGACCCAUAGCUUUGUCUUGCAAGCGCGCGGCAACCUCCCAGACGACGUUGGCGGUGUGACUUGGUACGCGCUGGGCGCCCCCCAUGGGUCGAUCUACACGCCGUUUUCGUGUGCCCAGCGCACGAUUCCACCGUCGUAUCUCGUGGGUCGCCGCCACGAAUUCAACCCAAAGGCCGCGUGGUGGGCCUUUCAGUUUGUCAACAACUGGAGCAUGCUGCGGUACGACCUCAUCCACGCCGACGUGAAAAAGGAGCUGGACGCGAUUCAGGACGAAGCGAUUGCGCUCGAGGCCGAGACCGUCGUUCAAGUACACAACCUCACGGACGUGUCGGCGCGCCUUGACUUUAUCGAACGCCGCAACAACGAGUUUGCUCAAGCGAUGGUCGAUCGGUGGUGGACCUUUGCAUUCAAGCUCGUGGGCAAAUUCAACGACGGCUACGUGAUUGAAGGCGACCGGGCUGGCGACAUGCAUGUCCCGGGGUACCCCGCGUGGUGGCUCGAGUCGACAAACUACGCCGCGUGGCCCGCGAAACAAGCCUACAACCCUCCUCCCCAAGUGCUGCUCGCAGACAGCACGAUGACGGCGUCGGCUUCGUUUCCCAUUGUGUCUGCGUUUGCCUACUUUGCCAUGUUUGCCGCCGGUCUGGUCGCGGGGGUGUUGUUUUUACAGCAUCACACGCGGUCGCGAGAGUAUCGGCAGUUGGUGUAGUCGAUCGAUCGAAUUCAUACUUUGCGACUUGGGUUAUAUCGAUGGCGAUGUUUGACCGCGGCGCAUGGGAGUGGUGGAAGCGUGCUCGACUGACGUAUAUUCUCAC
Aphanomyces invadans is the source of this 2006-nucleotide messenger RNA. RefSeq lists its product as hypothetical. Gene Ontology annotation, molecular function: dipeptidase activity; cysteine-type exopeptidase activity. Bases 14 to 1900 code for a protein of 628 amino acids. Lineage: Eukaryota; Oomycota; Saprolegniomycetes; Saprolegniales; Verrucalvaceae. The record is from RefSeq and is a predicted model, not a curated record. The transcript has a single exon. Gene Ontology annotation, biological process: proteolysis.